Molecule: messenger RNA, 825 nt
Organism: Plenodomus lingam JN3
Lineage: Eukaryota; Fungi; Ascomycota; Dothideomycetes; Pleosporales; Leptosphaeriaceae
Cellular component (GO): nucleus
Source: RefSeq, a predicted model, not a curated record
AUGACUGGCAGCGCCCCACCGCUCCAGAUAUCGUCGACGAGGUUGAGCUGGCCGGCCAGCAGCAGACAUGGGCCUGAGGUACAGAAAAUUCCAGUGUCCGUUGCGGGCAGAAUGGCCAUACCAGAGGCAGGCGUAAUAAGUCCGCCAUGUGUGGCACUCGCAGCUGCAAACCCGCGGUCCCGCUUCACUUCGUUCCAAGAAGCAAACGAUGUCCUCUGCACCGAUUUCGCUCGGCCAAUAGAGUGUCAAAAUAGCAGCCAUCCUAUCAUGCUCAUGGGCCAUCAUGUUAGUCACGACAAAGGCAAUUUGAAGCACAAGGACCUCCAGUUGGACCUUGAGGCUCUCGGCACGUUAGGUCGUACGACUGGUACCCAGAUGAUCGUGAAGGAGGUCAAGUACUGCCACUAUCCCACGGAUAACAUUCAGUUGAACCGGCUGUUCAACAAGCUGUGCAUCGAGCACAAGCAUCUCCACACAGCGGCAAAUGAUGCCGCUCGAGCCCUGAUGCAAGUCGCGAAUGAGCUCGAAGCUCACAGCCAGAGCAACGUUGUGUCACUGAGUGGUGACCAGUUCUACUGUAGCAAGUGCGGCAGUGAUGCCCACGAGGGCACUACGUAUAUUUCCACCAACCUGAACUGCGCUAUUUGUUUGCCGGCAGACCGUGUCGCGGAGGCGAAGACGCACAUCAGCGUCCCCUGCCCUUGGACUGCCUUGGACCGCGCCUUGGCCCGUCGGGAACGGGAGCGACUGGACCAGCCUGCGAAGGAGACAGCAAAGGCGGCUAAGAAGAUAGAAGUCUUCAAGUACAAGCAGGGGGAGUUGUAG